This is a messenger RNA of Naegleria lovaniensis, 2217 nucleotides long. RefSeq lists its product as uncharacterized. Gene Ontology annotation, biological process: maturation of SSU-rRNA from tricistronic rRNA transcript (SSU-rRNA, 5.8S rRNA, LSU-rRNA). Gene Ontology annotation, cellular component: nucleolus; small-subunit processome. Lineage: Eukaryota; Heterolobosea; Eutetramitea; Acrasida; Naegleriidae. The coding region runs from base 1 to 2217 and encodes 738 amino acids. The transcript has a single exon. The record is from RefSeq and is a predicted model, not a curated record.
AUGCCAAACACUAGCAAAGCAGCCAAGAAAAACAAAGCCUUCGCUCAACUGCGAAAGGGAAACAAGCAACAACAACAACAAUCGGAGACAGAAAUACAUGAAGAACCAAUCAUUGAUGCCGAUACUUUUCAGUCGGAAACUGAUAAAUUUCAAUCCAAAAAGAUUGCAGACCUCAGAAAAAAGGCUGGUCUUUUGGAAAAGGAUAAAGACAGAUAUGUGAUCCAGCCACUCAUCAAUGAACAUGAAAAUUCCUACGAGGAUGAUGAUGAAGAUGAACAAGCAGACUCUGCACCUAUUGACAAGAAGCUCGUCAAACAAACAGUAGAUAAAGUAACUAAAAAACAAAAAGACGAAAGCGAUGAUGAGGACGAUGAUGAAAUUACAACCCUCUCAAAGACUUCAACAACAACAACCAAUUCAUCCGAUGAUGACUCGGAGAAUGAUGAGCGAUACAAAGGAGCAUUCAGUGAUGAUGAAGAGUCCGAUGAAGAUGUUAUGAAAUUAAAGAAGAAGGCUUUAAUGAGCACGAGUAACAAUCGAUGGAAAAGGAGCGAGUUCUUUGAGGGACAAGCUCAACUCUCUCAAAAGACUCAUACUAAUAGAGAAAGAAAACAAUACGAAGAAGAGGAGGAAGAAGUCAAGAGAAUUCAAGAAGAACGUGCCAAGAGACUUUCAGCCACUGAUUACUUGGAUGACUUUAUGCUUGAUAAGCAACUUUCUACUCCAUCAUCUAAAAAGAAAGAAACUAAAGUAUCAUCAGGAGGAAUGUCGUUGGAAGAAAAGUUAUCAAUCAUACAGAAAGAUGCUCCAGAGUUUAUGGAGUUACUUGUGGAGUUGAAAAAUAAGCUUUCCACUGUUAAGGAUCAAUUGCAUCCUUUAAUGUCUAAAGUCAUGAUGGGUAAUUUAGCAACAAGUGAAGGAUUGAGCUAUUUGGAAACAAAAUAUCACUUGAUUUUGAGCUAUUGUACAAAUAUUUUGUUUUACAUGCUUUUGAAAUCAAGUGGAAAAUCUGUGAAGGAUCAUCCUGUCAUUGAUCAAUUAGUUGAACUUCGAUUACUGUUAGAAAAGAUAAAACCAAUUGAUGAAAGAAUGAAGUAUCAAAUUGACAAACUUGUCAAAAUGGCAAAUGAUAUUCAAGACGCAACAAUGACGUAUGAAUUCAAAGCCAAUCCAGACAGACUUAUGAAAGAUGAUGAAGAGUCUGAACACCAAGGCGGAGAUGAUGAAGAUGAAAUGGCAGAAAGUGACGAAGAUUAUUUGGAAAAAACGAGAGGCUCCUCAAGAAAGUUAAAAACAUCUCUCGAUGAAUCUGAGAGUGAAAUGGAUGAAUCUGAAAACGAAGGUGACGCUUAUGUUGCUCCAAAGAUGAUGGCUAUCAGAUAUGAUGAUGGAGACGAAAGAAAAGCUGAGAAAACAAGAAAGAAGGCAAUGGAAAGAAUCGAAAAGGGUAAAUUAUUGAAGGAACUCAAAGCAGAGUUUGGAGAUGCUCCAGAAGAACGAGAAUCUGUCGGUACUGAAAAUAGAAGCAAGUAUUUGGCUCAAAUUGAGGAAGCAGAACUUGAUGCUCGUCACCGAUUGUUGCUCACUAAAAAAGACAAGAAGAAAAUUGCUGAAGAAUUGAAAAUCAAAAAUCCACUUGCAGAAAUGGACUCCUUCCAUGAAUUUACUGCACUUCAAAGAUAUGCCAAGUCAAAGCAAGCCACUAGCAGCAAAUUAGCAUUGGCUCAAUACAUUGGAGAUGCAGAUGAGGCCUUAAAGGCUCUCGAAAAAUCAAAAGCUGGUCCAAUAGAUGAAGAUGGAUUGAAUGAAGAAGAAAAAGCCAUGUUGGAGAGUGGCGCUCUAACAUAUGCUUCUGACUCUGAUUUUGAUGACGAGGAAGAAGAGGACUAUGAAGAAGAAGAUUCUAAAAAGAGAAAGAGAAGAGGAUUUGAUAAGAACAGCAGCAAGAAAACGAAGAGAGAUUUGGAGGACGAAACCUUAGAAGAUGACGGAAGAGACGACCAAGGAAAACGAAAGGCUGACAACACCAUUCUGAAAAACAGAGGUAUUGCUGCCCACAAGAAAGUCGAACAAAGAAAUCCAAGGCUAAGACUGAAGAACAAGUUCAACAGUAAGACUGGUGGAUAUAGAUUCGGCAAAUUAAAAUCAGAAAAAGGUUACAGUGGAGAAAAGAAGAUUCAAGCAAACACUGUGCGGUCAAGAAAAAUCAAAUCGUAA